Messenger RNA from Didymodactylos carnosus, 798 nucleotides. Lineage: Eukaryota; Metazoa; Rotifera; Eurotatoria; Philodinida; Philodinidae. The record is from the annotation of a GenBank genome assembly.
AUGCUAGGCGUUUUUCUACAUGAAUCAGUCACAGAUACAGAUGAACAACAUUCAAUUAUAUGGUUACAAGAUAUCGAACAAAUGUUUGAAGCUGCUAGUGUAAGAUCGGAGGAUCGUCGAAAAUUAUUACCAAUGUAUUUUCUGGGCGAUGCUAAGAAAUGGUAUCAAAGUGGUAUAUUUGAUAAUAACUAUGAUGGAUUCAAACAACAACUGAUUAAAACUGACAAUUGUCAAAAACGUCAUGAUGUUCAAUCCAGAAAUCUGCCGCGGUCAAUGAAAUUGCAGGUAUUAUGUAAAUUGCUGCAGCUGAAUGAUGCUUUAUAUGCGUUGGUCCUCUUAGGCGAUUCUUGUGAGAAUUACUUUCACCCUCAACACGGUAAAACAGGUCGUUGUUUGAAAACAUCACAGUGUUCCGAUGAUGGUGGCGUAAUUGUAUCGAAACUGUGUUGUCCAUCAAUUGUCCCUCGAGCCACAUGGAAAGCACGAGCACCAAAGAAUAUAACACCGCUCAUUACACCAGUUUCAUAUGUUGUCAUUCAUCAUACAUACAGCGCGUCGUGCACAGAUGAAAAAAUGUGCCUGUCAAAAAUGAAAGGGAUUCAAGAUUUUCAUAUGGAUGGAAAAGGUUGGGAUGAUAUUGGAUAUAAUUUUGUGGUUGGUGCAGAUGGAAACGCCUACGAAGGACGUGGAUGGGAACGGGUCGGCGCUCAUUGUAAAGGCUACAAUUCGAGAUCAAUAGGUGACUAUCAUUUGUAUAAAAAAACUUGUAAGGCAUUUUGCAUUUUAAACGAAAAAUAA